This is a messenger RNA of Eimeria tenella, 1242 nucleotides long. Its product is annotated as sugar transporter, putative. Gene Ontology annotation, molecular function: carbohydrate:proton symporter activity. Gene Ontology annotation, biological process: carbohydrate transport; transmembrane transport. Lineage: Eukaryota; Apicomplexa; Conoidasida; Eucoccidiorida; Eimeriidae. The record is from RefSeq and is a predicted model, not a curated record. The coding region runs from base 1 to 1242 and encodes 413 amino acids. Gene Ontology annotation, cellular component: membrane. The transcript is spliced from 7 exons.
AUGGGAGCCGCCGGCAUCAUCGCCGCGCUGCAGAUCGUGGGGGAGGUUUGGGUGCUGCCGGAAAGCCCCCGUUUUUUGGUGGGGAAGGGAAGGCUGGAGGAAGCAAAGUGGAGUCUGCAGCGGCUGGGGUACUGCAGCACCGCAGCAGAAAUAGAUUUAUUUAUUUUGCAACUUUUGGAAGAAAAGGAACACGAAAAAGAAGAAGAAAGGGUCCAGAAUGAACUCCUGCUGCAGCGCGGAGUCAAACUCAACACCUGGAGAUUCACGCUGUGCAGGUACUGGCGGCUGCUGCGGACCCACCACAGGCCCAUCUUGACUGCUGUUGGCUGCGCCGUUGCGCAAAACCUGACAGCAGCAAAUUCGGUGAUUUAUUUCGCAAUAGACAUUUUCACCAUGGCGGGCAUUUCAGACCCUUACUUGGCGGGCGCGGGAGUCGGAGCCAUGAAGUUCAUGGGAGUCAUCUGCUGCAUGUGCCUCGUUGAGAAGCUGGGGAGACGCGUUUUGCUGCUGCUCGGGACCUUCGGGGCUGUUGUGUGUCACCUUGUUAUUGCAUCGGGCUUUUUACUUCAGAAGACAGUGGAUGUCCACGCAGCAGCAGCAACAGCCACGGACGCAGCAGCAGCAGCAGCAGCAGCAGCAGACGCAGCAGCAGCAACAGGAACCACCCCCACAACGCUGCUGGUUGUUGGCAUGCUUGUCUUUAUGUUCUGCUGGAAUGUGUCUUGGGCCGCUCUCAUGUUUGUCGUCGCAAGCGAGGUGCUUCCCAACUCCUGCCGCGGCGUCGGCAUGGGCUUGACCAUCACCGCCUUCUGGACUGUCGCCUUCAUCAUGCAGUCGACGCUGGAGCCUCUCUUUGUUUGCAUCACAAUAGCAGGCAACGCCCUCAGCGGAAUGUUUGUUUACUUUUAUGUCCCCGAGGGAAAGGGAAUGGUAUUGGAAGACAUAGGAUUAUCUCAGCAGCGGAAGCAGCAAAUAGCGGAGCAUGCAGCACGUGCUGCAGCAGCAGCAGCAGACGCAGCAGCAGCAGCAGCAGACGCAGCAGCAACGCAAGAGGAAGCCGCAGCAGGGGGCCACGCAGCAGCAGACCUGCACGAGCCGUCGGACCCAGACGCCGCAGCAGCAGCCGAAACGUCAGAUGAGCUGCAGCAGGAGCAGCAGCAGCAGCAGCAGCAGCAGCAGCUGCGGGCGCGCGACGUGGGCAUCGCCAUCAACGGAAUGCCCUGGAGAAUAGAAGAGGACUGA